GUCGCAGUUGUUGUUGUUGUGACGUAACAGCCGGCAAUACACGAAAUCAAAUUUAUUUAUGGCUCGGAAAUCAAUUGAUUUUAAUUGCGGCUGCCGCAUUAGGUAAACAAUUUUUUAUUAGUCGCGCAAAAGUGUUCUGUGCUCGCGACAAAUCGAUAACAUAGCCAUUGGCAGUGGAAUUACAAAGCCAUUUGUGUACGCGGGAGAGCACGUGUAGGGUGUUUGGAGAACCAAGAGCUCCGAUCCACCUGUGGGAGAGUAAUUCCGCACACUUGCGUUUAUGUUCCAUGAGUUGAGUGACAUUCAAAAGGCAAUUGCGAGCGUCGCAGGCCGGUUGUGUCUGCAAUAGCCGUAUUAUAAAUUCACAAUUAUCUAACAAUCAUUGGAACAGCGAUUUCUGUGUAAAUAUAACGACGCGCUCGCUCCGAAGUGAUAAUUUUGAAUCCGCGGAGUGCAAAGAUUAGAUUGAGCACCCGACGACCAUGGCCUGAUACACCAGAUUGUCCGUGAAUCCAGGCUACCACGCCAGCGACAUAUUCAGGUUACCCCCGUCCAAAUGUGGAUGCAGAACACCAGCUACCGGCAACCGAUAUUGGCACUCCCCCUUACGCUAAGCUAGCGCAAGCUUUUGGUUCCAUCGUUACGUGAUAGCAUUACGUUAGGGACCGCUUGACCGUUACACAAUCCGCAAGAUGAAGGAAUGGCUAAAGAUCUCGUGUCUGCUAUGCAUCUUCGGAUUCGUUCGCGAGAUCCGGCCAUCGGAGCCGUACGUCACAGAGUACCUCCUGGGUCCUUGGCGGAACAUCACAGACGAACAGCUCGUGCAAUAUGUCUAUCCGGUGGGCACUUAUUCGUACAUGGUGCAGUUGGUUUUUGUGUUCCUGAUAACCGAUUUCCUAAGAUACAAACCCCUGAUCAUUACCAUUGGAGCCACAGGAGUGAUAAUCUGGAGCAUGCUCAUCUGGACCACUAGUUUGCUGUCGCUACAAAUUCUAGAGUUCUUCUACGGUACCUACAUGGCCGCCGAGGUGGCCUACUUUACCUAUAUCUAUGCCAAAGUGGACAAGAAGUACUAUCCCAGGGUCACAUCGCAUACCCGCGCAGCCAUGUUUGCUGGCAAACUGGUUUCUGGGAUCACAUCCCAGUUGAUGCUUUAUCUAGACUUAAUGAACUACAAGCAGUUAAACUACAUAACUCUUGGCACUCAAAUAAUUGCCAUGCUGUGGGCUUUUGGCCUGCCCAAAGUCCACAAAAGUUUGUAUUUCCAUCGGGAGAAGAUUAACACUGAUAUAGAUCAGCAAACGCAGCUGCCCGGAGAGGACAACCUGGAUGUAGCGGUCCCCCAUCCGAAAGCUACUCCCAAGAAGCCACGAGCUCUGCUUUUAAUAUGGGAGCAUACCCGCACUGCCUACACCAAUCCCCGCGUUGUACAGUGGAGUCUUUGGUAUGCAAUUGGGCUGGCUGGUUACCUCCAGGUCACCUAUUACAUGCAGGUUUUGUGGAAAGUAAUCGAGCCGGAGCCGGAAAUCGCCUGGAAUGGAGCCGUUGAUGCCAUCUUAACUGCUCUGGCGGCUCUCAGCGCCUUGGCCGCAGGAUAUCUGCACACCGGGCGCCUCAAACCGCGCACAUCCCUCCUGAUCAUGGUUUUCUUGUCCGCCUUGGAAGGCGGCUGUGUACUUAUCUGCUGUUGGACGAAUGACAUUUAUUGGUCGUAUGCAGGAUUCAUUGUAUUCGGUGGUCUUUACGGCUUCACCAUCACCUUGGCCAGUGCUGAGGUGGCCAGGCAUUUAGAGGACGAUAUCUUCGGGCUUGUAUUUGGCUUUAAUACGUUUGUUGCCCUCAUCUUUCAGUCGCUCUUGACCUUGAUCUUCAUCACAGGCUUUCAACUUGAUCCUGUGGGUCAGUAUGCGGCAUACGCUUUCUAUUUCAUUGGCGUUGGCGUUCUGUAUUUGACAUCCGUGCUGGUGGAGUGGCUUUGGUGCCCUGCCCCCGAGAGCGAAACGCUGGAAAACUCUUUGGAGUAAUUUUAGAUGCAUUUAGACAGUACUUAAAGUUGCCGGUUUGUGACUUAAGAGAACACAUGUUCCUGCGUUGGAAUACUCUGAUAUAGUAUUCAUGCGAUGGUUGAUUAUAUUCCCAGAAGAGUUAUCUCACCUUAUUAUCUGCAAUCUGAUUCAGACUUCUAAGUAAACCGUGCUGAUUUCCAUUUAUAAAACGCACAAUCAGUCUCAAGUGCUCGGAAUAAAGAUACCAAUUAUUUGUAGUA
Messenger RNA from Drosophila serrata, 2266 nucleotides. Its product is annotated as thiamine transporter 1. Gene Ontology annotation, biological process: vitamin transport; transmembrane transport. The record is from RefSeq and is a predicted model, not a curated record. Gene Ontology annotation, molecular function: vitamin transmembrane transporter activity. Lineage: Eukaryota; Metazoa; Arthropoda; Insecta; Diptera; Drosophilidae. Gene Ontology annotation, cellular component: plasma membrane.